AUGCUCAUGUUCCUGACAGUACGUAACGUUCCGCUGUGUGUGUGUGUGUGUGUGUGUGUGUGUGUGUGUGUGUGUGUGUGUGUGUGGCGGCCAGGCGGCGUGACCUCGACGGCGGUGGCCGAGGCGUGGGCUGCAUGGGCGGCGCCUCAACCCAAACUCGUGCUGCUCUUCUCCGGCAAGCGCAAGAGCGGCAAGGAUUACCUUGCGGAUCAGCUGGCUCAGAGGCCUGACCUAGCGCCCGUGCUGGCGCAAGUGCGCCUUUCUGCUCCGCUGAAGCGCCAAUAUGCCCUGGACCACGGUCUCGAUUACCAGGAGUUGCUCUCAGCCUCCACCUACAAGGAGCAGCAUCGGCAGGCCAUGAUUGUUUGGGGAGAGCAGAAGCGCCGCGCCGACCCGGGCUUUUUCGCGCGCCUAGCCACCCACGAUCUGCAGGCACCCAUUUGGCUCGUGGUUGAUUGUCGUCGACAAACCGACUUGACCUACUUUCAAACUCGAUACCCUUGCGUGACCGUGCGUGUGCAAGCUAGCGUGGCAACGCGAGCGCAGCGCGGCUACACUUUUACGACAGGCGUGGACGACGCCGAGUCGGAAUGCGGCCUUGAUGCUGUGCAGCACGACAUCGUGAUAGACAAUGACGGGGAUGGCCAGGCUACCGCGGCCGCCUUGGAUCAGCUACUGGCCCAAAUUCAUCAAUCUUUGCAGUAA
Molecule: messenger RNA, 705 nt
Organism: Monosiga brevicollis MX1
Lineage: Eukaryota; Choanoflagellata; Craspedida; Salpingoecidae
Exons: 6
Coding region: 1-705 (234 amino acids)
Biological process (GO): cholesterol biosynthetic process; isopentenyl diphosphate biosynthetic process, mevalonate pathway
Cellular component (GO): cytoplasm
Molecular function (GO): phosphomevalonate kinase activity
Source: RefSeq, a predicted model, not a curated record